Acanthaster planci (crown-of-thorns starfish) is the source of this 2741-nucleotide messenger RNA. RefSeq names its product eukaryotic translation initiation factor 3 subunit D (gene eif3d). Gene Ontology annotation, molecular function: translation initiation factor activity. The record is from RefSeq and is a predicted model, not a curated record. Gene Ontology annotation, cellular component: cytoplasm; eukaryotic translation initiation factor 3 complex. Gene Ontology annotation, biological process: translational initiation. Lineage: Eukaryota; Metazoa; Echinodermata; Asteroidea; Valvatida; Acanthasteridae.
UUUCCUCACAUGGAAGGAAUUUACAGCAGCUGUGGUAUUUUGCGAAAGAAAUCAACCCAAAAUGUCGGCACAUUUUGUCCCUCCUGUUAUUCAAGAGAAUCCCACUGGAUGGGGGCCGUGUGCAGUACCGGAGCAGUUUAAAGAUAUUCCGUAUCAGCCAUUUUCCAAAGGAGAUCGACUUGGAAAGGUAUCCGACUGGACUGGUGCUACAUACCAAGACAAAAGAUACUUAGGGAAAUACUCCUCGCAGUUUGGGUCAGGUAACCAGUACACGUACUACCAUGACCAGGAUGAAUCCUCGUUUCAGCUGGUGGAUACUGCACGGGCCCAGAAACCCAUCUACUUGCGCAACCGGAUGCGAUUUAAUCAGCCGCGCGCCGCCACGCGACGGGAUCGUGAGCGUCGCGAGCAACGGGGCCAGCAGGUCAACAUGCAGACCCUGACCAAGGCCCAGAAGGAGCGGCAGCGGCAGGUGCGCCGGCUGCAGAAGCAGUACGGCAAGGGCCGGCAGAAGUGGACCGACAAGGGCAACAACCGAUUCUGGAAGGCUUCGGGGCCGGUGAAGACACGGAAUGCCUCAGUGCAGGUUCGCAGUGAGUGGGAGGUCCUGGAGGAAUUAGACUUCCCUCGGCUCAACAAGCUCCGCUACCCAGACAUCAACGAGUCGGAGGACCUGUUUACUUGUGGAGAGAUGGAGUACUACGACAAGACCUUUGACCGCAUCACCACCAAGUCCCAGCGGAGACUGGCAAGGGUCAAUCGCAUCUUCCACAAGGUCACCACCACCGAUGACCCCAUUAUCAGAAAGUUGGCAGGCAAAGGCAAGGUGUUCGCUACCGAUAUCAUCUUGGCCACUCUGAUGUGUUGCACCCGUUCAGUGUACUCCUGGGAUAUAAUCGUACAGCAUGUCGGAGGCAAGCUCUUCUUUGAUAAAAGAGACGAUCCGGAAUUUGAUUUGCUGACGGUGAACGAGACCGCCAUCGAGACCCCUCAGGACGAGGGUAACCACAUGAACUCUCCCCGCAACCUGGCCCUGGAAGCUACCUUCAUCAACCACAACUUCUCCCAGCAGUGUCUGAAAAAGAAUGGCGAAAAGUAUAAAUUUGACAAACCCAACCCAUUCCAAGAAGACGAUGACUCAGAGGUGGCCUCUGUUGGAUAUAGGUACCGAAAGUUCAACAUCGGGGACGACCUUGACCUCAUUGUACGGUGCGAGCACGACGCUGUCAUGAUGGGUUCUGGUGGGGAGACACAAUUUAUCAGCAUCAAGACGCUCAACGAGUGGGACUCAAAGCAACUUGGCAUCGCAGAGUGGCGUCAGAAGCUAGACUCCCAGCGUGGAGCCGUGCUGGCCACAGAGCUGAAGAACAACAGCUUCAAACUGUCCAAGUGGACGGUGUGCGCUCUCCUCAGUGGCUCAGACCAGAUCAAAUUCGGCUACGUUUCCCGGCUGAACCCGCGAGACUCCUCCAAGCACGUCAUCCUGGGCUCGCAGCAGUUCAAGCCGGUGGAGUUGGCCUCUCAGAUCACGCUGAACAUGGAGAACUGCUGGGGCAUCCUACGCUGCAUAGUGGACAAGUGCUUCAAGCUCAAGGAGGGCAAGUACCUCAUCCUGAAGGACCCCAUGAAGCCGGUGGUUCGCAUCUACGACAUCCCGGACAACACCUUCAGCUCCGAUGAGGAAGCUGAAGAGACGUCCUCGGAAGAGGAUGAAGAUGAUGAUAAUGAUGAAGAGGCAUAAAGUCUAAAGAAAUUCCAUGGAGAUACUCGUCGGGGAUCUUCAAGUCGUCACCAGGUCUUGCAAAUCAAAUCUCUGCACAACACAAACUUUAUCCUCUCGUAUUGAGUUCCCAAGUCUCAUUUUGCCUUUGCUCCGGUAACUCUAGUUACCUUUCCAUGCAAGCCUCAAAAUGAAUUUUGAAAUUGUAAAAUGUGUGUCAGGGCAGUCCGGCAAGCUUUUAUUGUAAUCAAGUAGAAAGCAAAUUGUAUUUCUGUAGAGCAGGUCAAUAUUCUCAACUAAACAGUGGUACGAUAAACGUUUCUUCAUCAGAGCAUACAGAGGCAUCCUGAAUCAAGAUUUUCCUUUAAGAGACCGUCACAGGUAGACAGCAGUGUUUUGUAUGACAUCUGUGGCCCAGUUUAAUAUUUAUUUCAUCGAGAUACGAAGCUGUUUCAGUUUUUAUCACUUUCGUCAAUGAUGUAUGAGACUGCUAUUAGAUUGUUCAGAUUAGGAAGGUUGCAGUCCAGCAGUUCAGUUCAGUCAGCCUGUCCCUUACUUUCCCUUUUAUAAACCCACUCCACUUUGCGAAGUUGUAAUUUUGUUCCAGUCCCUUAAAACCAUCAGGAGUCAUGUAUUGUUAUUGAAAAGGGCUAGACAUUUCCAAGGAAAAAGCAAAGUCUAAGAGAAUUGUUUUAAACGAGUGGAUUCGGCUUCAACUUUGGUUAUGUUGGUUCCAGUCAGAGUUUGAACAUAUGGUUUCGAACACUGCUUCAAAAUGGCUGGAACCAGCGAAACCAAAGUCUAAGUGGAAUCCAUUCAUUCAAAAAACGCUCUGUGACAGUGGAAGCAGAGGUCAUAACCUGUCUUGUAAUAAGCCAUGUGCGAGUUAAAUUUGAAUAAAAUCUGGUACACCGAGUUAUUUGAUUUCACACAAACGUAAAAACUUUAAUUCCCCAGACUAAAGACGCUGUUGCUAUACCUCGUGAUUUGGGGCAUCUCUGGAAUGGACUGGUUCCUUUGU